CUCCCCUCCCCUCACUGCUCACGGAGCGGAGAGAUGCGAGGAGGAAAGGAUGCUGCUGAGCUGCACUUUGCUCCAGUACUUGGCACGUCCUUUGCAGUCCAGGCUGUUUUCUGAGCAGAGAUGCUGCCUCCCAGCCGAUGCAGCCGUUCCCUCCUGCUCCCCUUGAAAGGAGAUGGAAUCGUAACCCGGGGAGCGAGGGAGUGAUGCAGCCGCUGCACAGAGACUGACUGUGAGGAGGAAAACUGGAGAGCCUGGAAUAUGUGCCUGCCUCAGCAGCACUGCAGUGGUAAAGCCCCUGACUGACUACGUGCAGGUUACUGUUCUUUAGGCAUUGCUACAGAGAACUCAGGAGUCGGAUGAAAUGCAUCGGCCUCCUUUUUCACUGCUUCUCUAUUGUCAUCGUGCAUUAAUUGCUGGGAGUUAUUUUCCUUCCUGUGGCUGCCUGCCUGCAUCUCUUCUCAUACUGCAGGAGAAACAGUGAGGGAGAGAGCACAGCACCAGCCCAGCGUCUUGUCCCACAAGAACGUUCUGCAGGAUGUGCCAGCGCAGUCAGGGGCUGCUGCAAUGGUGCGUAGAACCUCUGAAACAGCUGGAUUUGGGAUUAUUAAUGCUUUAUAAAGGUGUCCCACACUCCAUCUAGCAACUAGCUGGAGACAUUGGCUGCCCUUUGGGGCUUGCUGACUGCUUUUGAUUUUCCUCCCAUUGCUGGUUUCACGCUCAUCUGGGUCGGCAGCGUUUGCGCGACAGGAAGGGACUUCCCUGGCCAGGAAUCAGAGGAUUUUUCUGCGUGGAAAGUGCAGGUGUGAGCUCUGGAGGGGACUGCAGUCUGACCAGCCAUGGCUCAAGCAGCUAAGCAGCUGAAGAAAAUCAAAGAUAUUGAGGCUCAGGCUCUGCAGGAACAGAAGGAGAAGGAGGAAUCCAAUCGCAAGCGCAGGAACCGCUCUCGGGACCGGAAGAAAAAGAGAGGGCAUGCACCAACCACUGUGGACCCCUUGCCUUCUUGCUGCAAGCAAGGAUCUCCUGAAGGGAUGCUGGAGCAGGAGUCUGCUGUGCAGGCUGAUGCUGCAACCAGUUUCUUGAGAGCUGCAAGAUCCGGGAAUCUGGACAAAGCCUUGGAUCACCUCAGGAAUGGGGUAGAUAUUAACACCUGUAACCAGAACGGGCUGAAUGCCUUGCACUUGGCCUCCAAGGAGGGCCAUGUGAAAAUGGUGGUGGAGCUGCUGCACAAGGAGAUUGUUUUGGAGACAACGACCAAGAAGGGAAACACAGCCCUGCACAUCGCUGCCCUGGCUGGACAGCAGGACGUGGUCCGGGAGCUGGUGAACUAUGGGGCCAAUGUCAACGCCCAGUCACAGAAAGGCUUCACACCUCUCUACAUGGCAGCGCAGGAGAACCACCUGGAAGUUGUGAAGUUCUUGCUGGAAAACGGAGCCAACCAGAAUGUAGCCACAGAGGAUGGCUUCACGCCACUGGCUGUGGCUCUCCAGCAAGGGCAUGAGAACGUGGUAGCUCACCUUAUUAACUAUGGGACAAAGGGGAAGGUCCGCCUGCCCGCCCUGCACAUCGCAGCCCGCAACGAUGACACUCGCACAGCUGCUGUGCUGCUGCAGAACGACCCCAAUGCUGACGUCCUCUCCAAGACUGGAUUCACUCCCUUGCACAUUGCAGCCCACUAUGAGAAUCUCAGUGUGGCCCAGUUACUGCUGAACCGCGGAGCCAGCGUCAACUUCACGCCACAGAACGGGAUCACUCCCCUGCACAUUGCCUCCCGCCGGGGCAACAUCAUCAUGGUGCGGCUGCUGCUGGACCGCGGGGCCCAGAUCGAAACAAGGACCAAGGAUGAGCUGACCCCUCUCCACUGUGCCGCACGCAAUGGACACGUGCGAAUUGCAGAGAUCCUCCUGGACCACGGGGCUCCCAUUCAAGCCAAGACGAAGAACGGCCUGUCGCCCAUCCACAUGGCAGCGCAGGGCGACCACCUGGACUGCGUGCGGCUGCUGCUGCAGUACAGCGCCGACAUCGACGACAUCACCCUGGACCACCUGACGCCGCUGCACGUGGCCGCGCACUGCGGCCACCACCGCGUGGCCAAGCUGCUGGUGGAGAAGGGCGCCAAGCCCAACUCCAGAGCCCUGAACGGCUUCACGCCCCUCCACAUCGCCUGCAAGAAGAACCACAUCCGCGUGAUGGAGCUGCUGCUGAAGACAGGGGCCUCCAUUGACGCCGUCACAGAGUCUGGCCUGACCCCCCUGCAUGUGGCUGCCUUCAUGGGGCACCUGCCCAUCGUCAAGACCCUGCUGCAGCGUGGAGCCUCUCCUAACGUGUCCAACGUGAAAGUGGAGACACCCCUACACAUGGCAGCCAGAGCUGGGCACACGGAUGUGGCAAAGUACCUGCUGCAGAACAAAGCCAAGGCCAAUGCCAAGGCCAAGGAUGACCAGACUCCCCUGCACUGUGCUGCACGCAUCGGUCACACCGGCAUGGUCAAACUGCUGCUGGAGAACAACGCCAACCCCAACCUGGCCACCACGGCGGGGCACACGCCCCUGCACAUCACUGCCAGAGAGGGGCACAUGGACACGGCCCUGGCCCUGCUGGAGAAGGGGGCCUUGCAGACCUGCAUGACCAAGAAAGGAUUUACCCCUCUCCACGUUGCAGCCAAGUAUGGGAAGGUGGAUGUGGCAGAAUUGCUACUGGCACACGAUGCUCACCCCAAUGCGGCAGGGAAGAAUGGCCUGACCCCGCUGCAUGUGGCUGUGCACCACAACAACCUGGAGAUUGUCAAACUCCUGCUUCCCAAGGGGAGCUCCCCACACAACUCAGCCUGGAAUGGGUACACCCCCCUGCACAUCGCUGCCAAGCAGAACCAGCUGGAGGUGGCCAGCAGCCUGCUGCAGUACGGGGCCUCUGCAAACGCCGAGUCUGUGCAGGGAGUCACCCCCCUGCACCUGGCUGCCCAGGAGGGGCACGCAGACAUGGUGGCCCUGCUGUUCUCCAAGCAAGCCAACGGUGACCUUGGCAACAAGAGUGGCCUGACUCCUCUCCAUCUUGUGGCCCAAGAGGGGCAUGUGCUGGUUGCUGAUGUUCUGGUGAAACAUGGAGUGACAGUGGAUGCAACGACCAGGAUGGGCUAUACCCCCCUGCAUGUGGCCAGCCACUACGGAAACAUCAAGCUGGUGAAGUUUUUGCUGCAGCACCAAGCCGAUGUCAAUGCCAAGACUAAGCUGGGCUACACCCCCCUGCACCAAGCGGCGCAGCAGGGCCACACGGACGUGGUGACGCUGCUGCUGAAGCACGGGGCCUCUCCCAACGAGAUCAGCACGAACGGCACCACUCCCCUGGCCAUCGCAAAGCGCCUGGGCUACAUCUCCGUCACGGACGUGCUCAAGAUCGUCACGGAGGAAACCGACAUCCCGCCAGUUGGUGACAAGCACCGCAUGAGCUUCCCGGAGACUGUAGAUGAGAUUCUGGAUGUAUCAGAGGAUGAAGGCACUGCUCAUGUCACAGUAAUGGAGGAGGAACUGAUGGCACCAAAACCCAGGACAGCUGAUCUCAGGGAGCAGGAAGGCAAGAGGGAGAUACUGGAGUUCAUGACCACGACGACACUGGAGCAAACGGUGGAGUCUCCAGCUGUCCUGCAGGUCCCCUGUGUCCCACCUGAAACUGUGGUGACCAGAGCAGAGGAGACUGAGCAGGUAGGACCUGUGGAGACAGAAGCUGAGCAAGUCAGCCUGCUGCAUGCACCCUCGGUGUCCCCACAGGAGCCCUCCAAGGAGUUUGACGAGGACUCCCUGAUCCCCAGCAGCCCUGCCACUGAGACCUCGGAUAACAUCAGCCCGGUGGCCAGCCCGGUGCACACAGGGUUCCUGGUGAGCUUCAUGGUGGAUGCCCGUGGUGGCUCCAUGCGGGGCAGCCGGCACCACGGGCUGCGCGUGGUCAUCCCGCCCCGUGCCUGUGCCGCUCCCACCCGCAUUACCUGCCGCCUGGUGAAGCCCCAGAAGCUGCCUGGGCCCCCUCCACUGGCUGAGGAGGAGGGUCUGGCCAGCAGGAUCAUCGCCCUGGGGCCUGCUGGUGCCCAGUUCCUCAGCCCCGUCAUCGUGGAGAUCCCACACUUUGCCUCGUACGGGCGCGGGGACCGCGAGCUGGUGGUGCUGCGCAGCGAGAACGGCUCCGUGUGGAAGGAGCACCGCAACCGCUACGAGGAGAGCUACAUGGACCAGCUGCUCAACGGCAUGGACGAGGAGCUGGAGAGCCAGGAGGAGCUGGAUAAGAAGAGGGUCUGCCGCAUCAUCACCACCGACUUCCCUCUCUACUUUGUGGUCAUGUCCCGGAUUUGCCAGGACUGUGAUAUGAUCGGCCCUGAGGGAGGGUGUUUGAAAAGCACGCUGGUGCCCAUGGUACAGGCCACCUUCCCAGACACUGCUGUCACUAAGAGAGUGAGGCUGGCCCUACAGGCGCAGCCUGUGCCUGACGAGCUGGUGACCAAACUGCUGGGGAACCAAGCGACCUUCAGCCCCAUUGUCACAGUGGAGCCACGACGGAGGAAAUUCCACCGACCCAUCGGCCUCCGCAUCCCGCUGCCACCAUCCUGGAAGGACAAUCCGAGGGACAGCGGCGAGGGUGACACCACCAGCCUGCGUCUGCUCUGCAGUGUGAUAGGAGGGACAGCCCAAGCCCAGUGGGAAGACAUAACAGGCACCACGAAGCUGGUCUACGAAAAUGAGUGUGCUAACUUUACCACCAAUGUGUCUGCCAGGUUCUGGCUGGCUGACUGCCCGCGCACGGCCGAGGCCGUGCACUUCGCCACCAUGCUGUACAAGGAGCUGACAGCUGUGCCCUACAUGGCCAAAUUCGUGGUGUUUGCCAAGAUGAAUGAUGCGCGGGAAGGCCGGCUGCGCUGCUACUGCAUGACUGAUGACAAGGUUGACAAGACUUUAGAGCAGCAUGAGAACUUCACUGAGGUGGCCCGCAGCAGGGACAUUGAGGUGGUAGAGGGGAUGCCUUUGCACGUUGAACUCUCAGGGAACCUGGUGCCUGUCAAGAAGGCCACUCAGCCCCGCACCUUCCUCUUCCAGUCCUUCCGGGAGAAUCGUCUUGCCAUCCCCAUCAAGGUCCGGGACAGCAGCCGGGAAGCCAGCGGCUCCCUGUCCUUCUUGCGCAAGGCCAUGAAAUAUGAGGACCUCCAGCAUGUGCUCUGCCACCUGAACAUCAGCAUACCACCCUGCACCAAGGGAAGCGGCAGCGAGGAGCGGAGGAGGACGCUGACGCCGCUGUCUCUGCGGGAGCGAUACAGCAUCCUCAGUGAGACCAGUUUCGGCUCUCUGAGCAGCACGGACAAGGCAGACCAGAAGAUGGUUGACAUAGCAGAACAGCUGGGCCUCAGCUGGGCUGAGCUGGCACGCGAGCUGCAGUUUGGAGUAGACGACAUCAACAGGAUACGUGUGGAGAACCCCAACUCCCUUCUGGAGCAGAGCAUAGCCUUACUCAACCUCUGGGUCAGCCGCGAGGGCAAGAAUGUCAAGAUUGAGAAUCUGUACACGGCACUGAGGAACAUCGACCGCGGCGAGAUCGUCAACACGCUGGAGGGCUCUGGCCGGCAGAGCCGCAGCCUGAAGGGCAGCUGGCGCUACACGGACAGAGAAUACUCCCUCUCACCAUCCCAGAUGAAUGGUUACGCUUCGCUGCAGGACGAGCUGCUGUCCCCCGCCUCCCUGCAUUACACACUGCCAUCCCCGCUGCGUGCCGACCAGUACUGGAAUGAGGUGGCCAUCAUGGAUGCUAUCCCCAUGGCUGCCACUGAGCAGGACGCCCUGAUGGAGAUGUCCGACAUGCAGGUGUGGUCCUCGGGGCUCACCCCCUCUCUGGUGACGGCUGAGGACUCCUCUCUGGAGUGCAGCAAGGCCGAGGACUCGGACGCCACAAGCGAAGGCCGGUUCACAGGGCAGCUUCUAGCAGAUGUGCAUGGCCCAGACCAGAUGGGCUCUAUGGACCUGGUUGAGGAUGACACAGUGGACUCAGAUGCCAUGAAUGGCCUGAUUGACCUUCUAGAGCAGGAGGAAGGGCAGAGGCCAGAGGGGAAGAUGCCAGCCGGUGAUCAUCAGCCAGGGACUGGGGAGCAGGACCCGGAGAGUGAAGUCUCUUUUGUUUCAGUUCAGCAGAAGGUGCAAGCCAGGAUCACGACAUCACCUACUAUUAGCCAUGCUGUGGAGAAGAGUGCAGAGAGGCUGAGGGACUGGAAUGCAGAAGGCUCCUUUAUCUCCUGCCUACAGGACCUGACAGCGGGCUCCUGGCAGGAGGGGGUCACCCGAAGGCUGCUCCCAACGCACACCACGGCCUCCGAGGCACAGGGCCAGGAGCAAGAGCAGGUCCUGGUGCCAGCCGUGGAGCUGAUGCGGAUCAGCUCUGCAGAGGACAGCGACUGGCAGCCUCAGCACCCCACGGGCGGCUGGCAGGAGGAGGCCCACAGCCGCUUCUUUGGGCAGGGGAACGAAGUCCUUCAUCUCCCUGGAGAGCAGGUGACUGAGGAGCAGUUCACAGAUGAUCAAGGCAAUAUCAUCACCAAGAAGAUUAUCCGGAAGGUGGUGCGUCAGCUGGGCCCUGGUGACAUGGGUGACAGGCAGGAACAGGAGGAGCUGAUUCUGGAGGGCUCCCUGCAGGAGCCCCAAGACCUGGAGGCUGAGGAUGAUCACUUCAUGAAAUACUCCUUCUUGCACCGGGAUGGUCUGGGGGCCAAGGAGGAGGUGCGAGUGCGUGUCCCGAAAACAGAGGUCUCCGGGGGCAGGAUGGGGGCUCAGAUAGUGAAACGAGCCAGCCUGAAGAGGGGGAAGCAGUGACCCCUCAAAUGGCCUCUUUUGAGGAUCGCACCUCAACACCAAACCACUGAACUCCACACACGUUCUGACACAUACCUGAGAAGAGAGGAGAGGAGAGCAGAGAGUGGAGGGGAGCAGGGCUGGCUGUACAUGUUUCUAUAGGCUAAUGGCAUGAUUUCUGUAUGAGACAUACUUACCGUCCUAUCCGCAUGACUGACUGACUGCAAGACGCAUGAGCUACAGUUCUUCAAACUGACGGAGGGGCCUCCGUCCCUGCCCCGCUGCUGCCAGGAGCCCAGGGACAGCAGCACGCACCAGGGGCAUCCUCUCAGCGCCUCUGCGAGGCAAGAGCUGGACUAGAAGACAGCGAGAGGGAAGGAGAUUCCGCCCUCGUGUGAUUGCGUGUGUAGAUGCAUCCCCAUGCCCGCGCUCCGGCUGCAGGAGGGAAGCUGGGGCAGCAUGGCACUGCUCACCACGGGAGGAGAGGGGCUCGGCCCCCCCGGUGCCUCUGCUGCCUCUGCUGGACUUGCUUCUCAUCCCUCUCAGUGAGUGCUGGGCUCUGGGGAGGGCAGCAGUGGCUGGGGGGGUGAGGGGAGGCUGCAGGGAGCACAGCUACCCUGGGCAGAGGGACAAUGCAGGGCUGCCCUUCCUCUCCCCAGCACGUGCAACCUCUCCCGCCAGGGCAAGGCUCUGGGCUGAGCACUGAGCUCGUUACUUGUGUUGAAAGUGUAAACUGUACAGCAAUCAGCCUUGUGUAUAUGAACCGAUAAAUACUAUGCAAACCCCUAGGGACACUCUAGCAGUAUGUACAAAGCACUAACAGCUCUGCUCCCAAAUACCUCUUCAGGCUGCAGGACAGGCAAUACCUUUGGAGUGUGUGAGCAGCUCUGGUGAAUGGAACAGGGAGGCUAUAGGAGUGAGAGGGUCCGCCCUGCCCCGUGCCCCUCUACCUGAGCCUGACCCCUCCUGGCCUGAAGAGCGGGGCCUAGAGGUGCAGUCCCGUGGGUCUGUCCGUGGUGCAGCCCCAGUUUGUGCUGGUUCCAGCUGGGUUGAAGCUGUAGGCCUGUGCUGGGGUGCUUGGGGCCCAUGGAGGAUGAGUAGUGAGACAGAGCAGGGGGUGCUUGUGCCACGCACGGGGUCGUGCCUAGCUCUACUCAGCACAAUAUCUGCUCAGGAGAUGAGCCAGGAGCUGGCAGCAGCCAGCAGCCCUGCACUACGCACCCCAGGCAAGGGCUCUGCAGGGACCCUGGCCUCCUUGCAGGGGAGGAUAUAGCCCAGUGACCCCUGGAUGCUGACCCUCCCGGGACCAAUCCCAGACACGUGGGGGCUGCUGCCCCAGUAGCAGCGUUUUGGCCAGGUGGAAGGUGCUGGGGCAGCAGCCCGAGCCCAGAGGUCACCCUGUGGCUGGGGCAGCCCCGGGCCAGCUGCUCUAGCAGGAGAGCAGCGCUGGCCAGAGCUGCCCAGGCAGCUCGGAGGUGGGCAAUGGAUUGAACCUGUUGCAAUGCACACCCCAGGAGUGCAGGAUGGAGGCAGUGGCAGUAGGUUCCAGGUCCCCGACCGUGUCCUUUACCUGACUGACAUGGGGCCUGGCCUUUGUAGCACAGUGGUGUGGAGACCCCCUGCUCUUUCCCCUGGAGGUGGCCACGGACCUGCUUUGCAGAGUCUUUUACUCUCUGUGGCCACGUGCAGAACGAGCCCACCUCCACCUUCAGGCCAUGUGAUGGUGGCCUUGGCAGGGCAGCCCUGCCUCGCAGUGGGUGCACAUCUGCUGGGAGAGCCCUUGGCUGCCCUGCAGCCACGAAGAAGCCUCACUGCAGCAAAGCAACUGACCCAGCUUAGCCUUGGAGAGCAAAGCAGCCCCUUCCCCAUCCUGAAGUUGAGCCAUAUAGGCACAGUCUCUCCAUUCAUCACCCUUGCUGCGUACAGUAACCUCCCUAGACCCACUGCGACAGCUGACUCCGUAGCAUCACCAUAGAGUUGUGUGUGGGUCCAGUGCUUUGGCCUUGUGUAUGCCAUAGGGAAUGUGCUGUGCUGAACCGUGCCAGGCACCUGCAGUGACAUUGCUUCGCGCUCAGAUUGCUUGUAGGGCUGGUAGGGGGAGGCUGCACCCAACAUUGAGCCUAGAGAAUGCUGCAGUCUGCACACUAGAAGCUUUUUAGAGUUUUAAAAAUUACUUUUAUUUUCUUUUUUUAAUUGUUAUGAAAACAAGCCUUUUGGAUCUCCCUGUCUUAGCCCCUGAUGUAUAGAUCAUUUCCCUGUACACCAGCUAUCGGACAAUGAAUUAAUAAAGAAACCAACACAGA
Myiozetetes cayanensis is the source of this 9115-nucleotide messenger RNA. RefSeq names its product ankyrin 1 (gene ANK1). The record is from RefSeq and is a predicted model, not a curated record. Gene Ontology annotation, biological process: signal transduction. Lineage: Eukaryota; Metazoa; Chordata; Aves; Passeriformes; Tyrannidae. The coding region runs from base 837 to 6833 and encodes 1998 amino acids. Gene Ontology annotation, molecular function: protein binding. The transcript is spliced from 45 exons.